AUUCGCGCGUUCGCGCUCGCCGAAGAGGUCCAGGCCUCGCUCCCUGGUUCCCGCUCCCUCUUCCUCGGCGCCCCCGCCCCGUCCCUCGAGUCCGCUACCGCCGCCUCUUCCUCUUACCCGUUCGCCGCCAGCCCUUCUUGCCUCCCCCGCGUGUUCCUCGCCAUGGCGCUGCACCUCUACCACUUUCGCCCCCACAUCCUCGUCGCCACCGGUGGCCCCCCUGCCCUCCCCAGCUCCCUCGUCGCGCUUCUCAUGGGAUUCCCUUUCGUGAUCCAGGCCUCCACCAGGGCGCGUUUCUUCCCCACGGCAGGGCUAGUGGGGGAGGAGGGGACGGAGGUCGUGCUCGUGCUCGCUGGGACAGUGGGAUCACCGCAGAUCAAUGUGGCAGUGCUUAACAUGUAUUACGAGAUGCUGUCGAGAAGGAAAAAUAGGUACAUUAUAUGGCAGACGGGACCAGAGGAUUUAUGCGAGAUGGAGAGCCUCGUCAGGGACCAUCGCCGGCUGUUUCUGACACCAUUCUUGCAUGAAAUGGACAUGACAUAUGCUGCUACUGAUGUUGUCGUUUCUCGAGCUGGUUCUGUGGCUUGCACUGAGAUAUUAGUCACUGGGAAACCGGCAAUUCUGAUACCCUUACCCACAAUUGUGGAUGACCAUCAAACGAAAAAUGCAUAUAUCAUGGCAGAUGUCAUGGGAGCAAGGGUCAUUACAGAAGAUGAACUUGAUUCUAGUAGCCUAACAUGCAUUAUUGAUGAAAUUGUUGGUGAUGAGAAAUUGAUGGCAGAGAUGUCUCAGAAGGCAUUAAAUGCUGCUCGUCCAAAUGCUUCAGCUGAUAUUAUUAGUCACAUCUGUUCACUGAUUGGCUGAACCAACCUGACAUAAAUCUUGUUUUGCACAUCACUCGAACUCUUGUUUGCAGUAAUCCAUGCGCUAGUGUUAGUUGCUGGGAUGCUGUGCAGCAGAAUGGCAUCUCAUUCUUGAAUUCGAAACUGAAGAACUAAUAAUUAAUCUAUUUUGGUUCACUUGAA
This is a messenger RNA of Hordeum vulgare subsp. vulgare (domesticated barley), 1025 nucleotides long. RefSeq names its product UDP-N-acetylglucosamine--N-acetylmuramyl-(pentapeptide) pyrophosphoryl-undecaprenol N-acetylglucosamine transferase. The transcript has 4 exons. The record is from RefSeq and is a predicted model, not a curated record. Gene Ontology annotation, molecular function: hexosyltransferase activity. The annotation marks the transcript as partial. Lineage: Eukaryota; Viridiplantae; Streptophyta; Magnoliopsida; Poales; Poaceae.